UACUUUAUCCACGUGAAGCAGCCAGCAGCUAAAACUUGCAGAUUUCUUCUUCACCUCUACAAAUGGAGCUUUCGAUGAUUAAUUAAUCAAUUUUUCUAUUAUUUGAGCUUGUGAGCUGUUUCCUUUCUUUGAUAAGGAAAAUGGAGGGCUGUGAAGCGGCGAGACGGGCUCUGGUGUUGUUGAUUUUGUGUGUUUUUGCUGCUGUGGGAGUGGUUGCCCAGAAUGGGAAUUCUAGUGUUGUGAAUAUUGGGGCUUUGUACACUUUCAAUUCUUAUAUUGGGAAGUCUUUGGGGCCUGCAAUUUCUGCUGCUGUUGAAGAUGUGAAUUCUGAUUCCACCAUUUUGAAGAACACCAAAAUCAAUCUUAUUUUGCAGGAUACUAAUUGCAGUGGCUUUGUUGGCACAGUUGAAGCAAUGCAGAUUGUGGGGAAGCAAGUUGUCGCGGCCCUGGGUCCACAGUCGUCUGGGAUAGCACAUGUGAUCUCCCACGUUGUUAAUGAGCUUCAUGUCCCGCUCGUGUCAUUUGCCACGGACCCCACUCUCUCGUCUCUGCAGUACCCCUACUUCAUCCGUGGCGUGACUAAUGAUCACUACCAGAUGCACGCGAUUGCUGAUCUGGUAGAGUAUUUCGAAUGGAGGGAGGUGAUUGCCAUCUUUGUCGAUGAUGAUAAUGGCAGGAACGGGAUUUCUGUAUUGGGUGACGCACUGUCAAAGAAACGUGCCAAGAUUUCUUACAAGGCUGCGUUCACCCCAGGUGCUCCCAGGAGCGACAUUGACAACUUGUUGGUUGAGGUGAACCUGAUGGAGUCGCGGGUGUAUGUUGUGCACGUGAAUCCUGAUACCGGUCUUGAUAUAUUUACAGUAGCAAACAGGCUCGGAAUGAUGAGCAAGGGCUAUGUUUGGAUUGCUACUGAUUGGCUUCCUUGUGUUUUGGAUUCCAAAGAAACAAUUGAUCCCCAAACCGCGGAUCAUCUGCAAGGCGUGCUCGCAAUUCGUCACCAUACUCCGGAUUCUGAUCUCAAGACAAGGUUCAGUUCUCAAUGGGGGAAGAUCAAGAACAAAGAGUACCCAAAGUUCAAUUCGUAUGCUCUAUAUGCUUACGAUUCUGUGUGGUUAGUAGCCCGGGCUCUCGAUGCUUUCUUCCGUGCAGGUGGGAAUAUCAGUUUCUCAGACGAUCCAAAACUGCGCGACACCAAAGAUAGCUCCCUCCGUUUGACGUCCCUCCAGAUCUUUGACCAAGGCCCGAAGCUACUGCAGCUUCUCACUUCGUCAAACUUCACCGGUUUGAGUGGACAAGUUCAGUUCGAUUCAGACAAGAACUUGGUCCGCCCUGCGUUCGAUGUUCUCAACAUCGGUGGAACUGGAAUUCGGAGGAUCGGUUUUUGGUCGAAUCACUCGGGUCUGUCCGUCGUUCCUCCAGAAAAACUAUACGCAGAACGAGCCAACAAGAGUGACCAGCGUCUCUAUAGUGUCCUAUGGCCGGGAGAGACUACAGUGAAGCCUCGAGGAUGGGUUUUUCCAAAUAACGGGAAGCCUUUGCAGAUCGCUGUGCCUUACAGGAUAACAUAUCCGGAUGUUGUGACGAAAGAUAAAGGGCCACUGGGGGCCAGAGGCUACUGCAUCGAUGUAUUUGAAGCUGCUGUCGACUUGUUGCCUUACGCAGUUCCUCACCAAUAUAUCAUGUACGGAGACGGUAAACGGAACCCCUCGUUUGGCAAUCUUGUGAGCGACGUAGCACAAAACAAAUAUGACGCAGCAGUCGGGGACAUCACUAUCACGACAAACAGGACGCGGAUGGUGGACUUCACACAGCCUUUCAUGGAAUCCGGCCUUGUCGUGCUCGCCCCUGUCAAGCAGGUCAAAUCCAAGCCGUGGUCAUUCCUUAUGCCGUUCACUUGGCAAAUGUGGGGUGUCACUGGCAUCUUCUUUCUCUUUGUCGGAACUGUUGUUUGGAUUCUAGAGCAUCGGACAAAUACUGAGUUCCGUGGCCCUCCAAGGCAACAGAUCAUGACGGUUUUCUGGUUUAGCUUCUCAACGAUGUUUUUUGCACACAGAGAAAACACGGUUAGCACGCUGGGGCGUCUCGUCUUGAUCCUGUGGCUCUUUGUGGUAUUGAUCAUCAAUUCAAGCUACACAGCUAGUUUGACAUCCAUCCUCACUGUGCAACAGCUCUCGUCGAGAGUUCAAGGAAUUGACUCGUUGAUCUCGAGCUCCGACCCUAUUGGUAUCCAAGAUGGCUCGUUCGCAUAUAACUACCUUGUCAACGAACUGAAUAUAGCUGAAUCGAGAAUCCGAGUGAUGAAGAGCCACGAUGACUAUGUUCACUACCUUCAAAUAGGUCCGAACAAGGGUGGCGUUGCUGCCAUUGUCGACGAGCUUCCUUAUGUCGAGCUCUUCCUCGCCAGCACUAAAUGCCAAUUCAGCAUCGUCGGAAGAGAGUUCACCAAGAGCGGAUGGGGAUUCGCGUUCCAACGAGACUCACCACUCGCAAUCGACCUCUCGACCGCGAUCCUACAGCUCUCCGAGAACGGGGAGCUGCAAAGGAUCCACGACAAAUGGCUGUCAAAGGACACAUGCUCCGUCCAAACAAACCCCAUAGACGACAACCGCCUCUCGCUGAAGAGCUUCUGGGGCCUCUUCCUCAUAUGCGGCAUUGCUUGCUUCAUCGCCUUGGUCGUCUUCUUCUGCAGAGUCUGCUUGCAGUUCAGCAGAUACAGCAGCGAGGUGGUGCAGCAGAACGUCGAGGCGGCCGAGCCAGCGCGGCCAAGCAGGCGCAUCUUGCCCACGACGAGCUUCAAGAACCUCAUAGAUUUUGUCGACAAGAAAGAGACUGAGAUAAAGGAGCUGUUCAGGAAGAAUAGUGGGGAUUCGAAGAGGCAUCCGAGCCAAGUUUGUGAUGGACAGGGCAGUUGAAGGCUUGUUCCGGGGCUCGAUUCAUCUAUUCUCUUCUGUCGUGUUUCAGUCUCGUGUUUUAUCGUGCUGUGCACGUGCAUUUGGGUGUGAAGUGAAAUACGAGAUUGGAACAUGUCUGGUGAUAAAGAAUCUAGUAUUUAUACUACAACAUAAUAGCAAAAUAUGUUAGAGAAGGGGGAAAAAAAGAAGAAAUGUGAUAUAGAAGAGGUGUAUAUUAUUGUAAUUAGUGAUAUUAUUCACUUAUUAAUUAUUAUAGUUUUGGUUAA
Messenger RNA from Salvia hispanica, 3178 nucleotides. Its product is annotated as glutamate receptor 3.4-like. Gene Ontology annotation, cellular component: membrane. The record is from RefSeq and is a predicted model, not a curated record. Gene Ontology annotation, molecular function: ligand-gated monoatomic ion channel activity; G protein-coupled receptor activity. Gene Ontology annotation, biological process: G protein-coupled receptor signaling pathway. NCBI's taxonomy places the organism in Eukaryota, Viridiplantae, Streptophyta, Magnoliopsida, Lamiales, Lamiaceae.